Solanum stenotomum is the source of this 1396-nucleotide messenger RNA. Its product is annotated as fructose-bisphosphate aldolase 1, chloroplastic-like. Gene Ontology annotation, biological process: glycolytic process; fructose 1,6-bisphosphate metabolic process. Bases 76 to 1263 code for a protein of 395 amino acids. NCBI's taxonomy places the organism in Eukaryota, Viridiplantae, Streptophyta, Magnoliopsida, Solanales, Solanaceae. Gene Ontology annotation, molecular function: fructose-bisphosphate aldolase activity. The transcript has 6 exons. The record is from RefSeq and is a predicted model, not a curated record. Gene Ontology annotation, cellular component: cytosol.
GGGCUCUCUGCCUGUAUAUUGAACACACAAGAUAUACUCAGGAGUUGAGGAGAGAAAGAUAAGGAAAGUAAGAAAAUGGCAUCAGCAUCUCUCCUCAAGACAUCUCCAGUCCUUGACAAGACUGAGUUUGUAAAAGGCCAAUCCCUACGCCUUCCAUCUGUCUCCGUCCGCUGUCACCCAGCUGCUCCCUCUGCACUCACUGUCCGUGCUAGCUCCUAUGCUGAUGAGCUCGUCAAAACCGCGAAAACUAUUGCGUCCCCUGGUCGUGGAAUUUUGGCCAUGGAUGAGUCCAAUGCUACCUGUGGGAAGCGUUUAGCUUCAAUCGGAAUGGAGAACACUGAGGCUAACCGCCAGGCGUUCAGGACCCUGCUAGUUUCAGUUCCUGGACUAGGGGAGUAUAUCUCUGGUGCAAUCCUCUUCGAGGAGACACUUUAUCAAUCAACCGUCGAGGGAAAGAAAAUGGUUGAUGUGCUUGUUGAGCAGAACAUUGUUCCUGGUAUUAAGGUUGACAAGGGUCUUGUUCCUUUGGUUGGCUCAAACAAUGAAUCAUGGUGCCAAGGUCUUGAUGGCCUUGCCUCUCGCUCUGCUGCUUACUACCAACAAGGCGCCCGGUUCGCCAAAUGGCGUACUGUUGUGAGCAUCCCUAAUGGUCCUUCUGCACUUGCAGUGAAAGAAGCAGCCUGGGGUCUUGCUCGCUACGCUGCUAUUUCUCAGGACAAUGGGUUGGUACCCAUCGUUGAGCCAGAGAUCUUACUUGAUGGUGAACACAACAUUGAUAGGACCUUUGAAGUCGCCAAGCAGGUGUGGGCUGAAGUUUUCUUCUACCUUGCCCAGAACAAUGUCAUGUUUGAAGGUAUCUUGUUGAAGCCCAGCAUGGUCACCCCUGGAGCUGAGUGCAAGGAGAAGGCCACCCCACAGCAAGUUGCUGACUACACCCUCAGUCUCCUCCGCCAAAGAAUCCCUCCUGCCGUCCCAGGAAUCAUGUUUUUGUCUGGUGGACAAUCAGAAGUUGAGGCAACUCUAAACUUGAACGCCAUGAACCAAAGUCCCAACCCAUGGCACGUGUCGUUCUCAUACGCCAGAGCCCUUCAGAACACAUGCCUCAAGACUUGGAGUGGAAGACCAGAAAAUGUGAAGGCAGCUCAGGAUGCCUUACUUGUUAGAGCAAAGGCCAACUCUCUUGCCCAGCUAGGGAAAUACACCGGUGAAGGUGAGUCCGAUGAGGCCAAGAAGGGAAUGUUCGUGAAGGGAUACGUCUAUUAAGUGUCUACCAAAGUCUAUAGAUAUUUGAUGAUGAAGCAUGUAAUGUAGCCAAAUCAAACUGCAUAAAUGCUUAUAGCUGCUCCUCAAGACUGUUUUGUUCAUAUACCGUGUGCUUUUAGCAAUUUAUUACAUU